Molecule: messenger RNA, 2350 nt
Organism: Pogonomyrmex barbatus (red harvester ant)
Lineage: Eukaryota; Metazoa; Arthropoda; Insecta; Hymenoptera; Formicidae
Gene: Fkbp14
Product: peptidyl-prolyl cis-trans isomerase Fkb14
Molecular function (GO): peptidyl-prolyl cis-trans isomerase activity; calcium ion binding
Source: RefSeq, a predicted model, not a curated record
CGGCUCGUCGGCGUAGAACGCUGCGAGAAUUCAGUUGCUCACGAGCAUCCGCCGACUGACGAACAUGGUCUCUCACACGUCGAACAGCGCGAGUGCCGUGCUCGCGAUGUGCCGUUACGCUAUCUUCCUCGUGGUGGCAAUCGUGGCUCUUAGUAGAGCCGACAAUGCCGAAAAUGGUCUGAAGGUGGAGAAGCUCUAUAUGCCCGAAGUAUGCGACGUCAGGUCGAAGAAGGGCGACCAGCUGACCAUGCACUACACUGGCACGCUUCAGGACGGCAGCAAGUUUGACUCAAGUUUGGACAGAGAUCAGCCGUUUACGUUCCAGCUUGGUGUUGGACAAGUUAUUAAGGGUUGGGAUCAAGGUCUCUUGGAUAUGUGCGUAGGCGAGAGGAGGAAGCUAACGAUACCACCUGAGCUUGGAUAUGGUGAAAAGGGUGCUGGAAAUGUUAUUCCUGGUGGUGCUACCCUUACAUUUGAAGUUGAACUCAUGAAUAUUAGCGAUUCGCCCCCGACUGCCAAUGUCUUUAAAGAGAUUGAUGCUGACAAAGACAAUCAAUUGUCCCGCGAGGAGGUGAGAGCAAUGGUGAGCGAUUAUCUGCGGAAACAGGUGAUAGAGGCUGAGCAAGCCGGUGCUAAUGAAAAUGAAGAUGUAAAGAAAAUGCUAGCCGAUCACGAUAAACUCGUCGAGGAGAUCUUCCAACAUGAAGAUAAGGACAAGAACGGCUUCAUUUCCCACGAUGAAUUCAGUGGGCCGAAGCAUGAUGAGCUCUGAAGUCUUCGUCUCGCAUCAUCGCGUCUCCGAGCGCCCGUUGUCGACGUUGUCGUCGCCUUUGCCGUCGACGAUAUCGAUACACCCCGCGCCACCACGUGUUCACCUCUGUAUAAAAUCACCUCUUCGAGUCCCCUCUCGGGUAUUCCCGAAGAAUCCACUGAUCGAUUGCUCCCGAGCUCACGCGUGUUCAAACUCGCAAGAUCAUACAAAUUUAUCAGCAAACUUUUCUGAUUCAACAUCACUGAUACUAGCUACGACAGAGGAAUAUAAUCUUGGGAAAUUUCCAGCUCAUCGAGUCGUAUUCGUGUCCUUGGGCGCGGAAAGAAAUAAGUGAACAUUUGAUUAACAACGAAGCUUGAAAAUCCGUAAAAUAUGAAACUAAUUUUUGAAAAAUUUGGAAUAAUUUUUGGAAGUUUUGAAAACUAGUUGAUGGCCCUAACUAGCAGUUUGAAGAUUUUCUAAUUUUUUAAGCUUCUGGAUGUUCUGAAGGAUACGAUUGCAUUCGUUCAGAAUAAAAAAACUAUGAUUAUAUCUCGCGAGCCAUUUUAUACGCACAUUACUCGGGAAUCUACAAAAGGAAUCUCGAUCGACUUCCGAUGUAAUCGCCACUUGAACCUUUUUCAUCCUAGCACAUUUUACUAGGAACAUCAAUCUUUAUCGCUCAAUGAUAUAUUAUAUAUUUUUAUCAUACAAUCUCGUUUUUUAAAUUCUUUAUAGCGAUACAAUGCCGAUCUGUAGUUCUUGGAAUAUAGAAUUAUUUCUGCAAUUAUUGAAUUCUUCUAGAUUAUAUAUUGAACAUAAUUAAAAUUUUUUUAUCAAAUAAAAUGUUCGUUGGUGAAAUAUAAACUUCACAUUGUGUGCUAAAUCGUAAAAAAUAUGAAACCAAUGAUUUUUAAAUAAUUAAUACGAAUAUUUUUUUUCGUUGUUUUCAACCGCUCUAAAAAUCUACAAAAUUUUACAAAAAACUGCAUGGCGAUAUUUUCACGGAUAUUCCUAGGCAAGAGACAUUCCGGCGCAAUGACGUCACUGUACAUUUUAAUACAAUAUUAUAACAAAAAAAAAUAUACGCGAAUGCCUGCUCGAAUGAUUGCACUGGCGUGAAAUGAGAGGCUGUGCUCCGCGCGCUAUAUAUAUAUUAUAUAAAAAUAUAUAAAAAGAGAAAGAGAGAGAUUGUGAUGAUGAGAACGAGAGAAAAGUGUAACGGAAAGAAUGUUUUUUCUACACGAUUAUAAAUGUUAGCAUAAUUCGAAGGCAUCGAUGUAUGGUGCUAAAAAUCACACACAUUCUGUCCUACUCUCAAAGCUUCCACCAACCUACCCUAAUCGUAACAAUCCCUCGCUCGCGCGAUGUUUAUGUAGGAGACAAGAAGAGGAUGACGAAGAAAAAGAGGAAGAAGAAAUAUCCCGAGAAUGCGUAGUGGAGAUGAAUAUGGUCGCUCUUACGCGAGCAUCCCCCAUCGUCGCUAUCAUUAUUACAUUUUAACUGAUACGUUUUUAUUACUACAUUAUAUUGUAUGUUGUUAAAGUUGGAUGAUGGUUAAUAAUAAAUCGUGUGUCUCGAGCACAGUUUGUUAUAUAA